AUGGCUGCAGUUGGGAAGCCUCUUCUGUUCGGAUAUUUCCGCAGCUCCUGCACAUGGAGAGUUCGUAUCGCUCUGGCCCUGAAAGGCAUUGAGUACGAUCAGCAUCCUGUCAACCUUAUCAAAGAUGGCGGCCAACAGCUGGCUGAUGAAUACAAACGGGUGAACCCCAUGCUGCAAGUUCCAGCGCUGAGGAUCGAUGGCGUCACCUUGAGCCAAUCGCUUGCAAUCAUCGAAUACCUGGAGGAGACCCGACCCAGUCCAGCCCUGCUUCCACGAGACCCCGUUCAGAGAGCGCGGUGCCGGAUAAUCAGUGACCAUAUAACAUCUGGGAUCCAGCCGCUGCAGAACCUGGCUGUCCUGAAGAGAGUGGGAGAAGGGAGCCAAGAAUGGGCGCAGCAUUUCAUCAGACGCGGCUUCCAAGCUCUGGAGCAGCUCCUGCAGGAAACAGCCGGACGGUACUGCGUGGGAGAUGAGGUGACAAUGGCUGAUCUAUGUCUGGUCCCGCAGGUGGCCAAUGCAGACAGGUUUAAGGUGGAUAUGUCACCAUAUCCUACAAUUUCCAGAAUUAACCAAUCGCUGAUGGAGCUGGAGACCUUUCAGGUCAGCCACCCAUCCCGGCAGCCCGAUACCCCUCCAGAGCUCAAAGCCUAA
Molecule: messenger RNA, 651 nt
Organism: Staurois parvus
Lineage: Eukaryota; Metazoa; Chordata; Amphibia; Anura; Ranidae
Source: the annotation of a GenBank genome assembly